Molecule: messenger RNA, 3215 nt
Organism: Pseudonaja textilis
Lineage: Eukaryota; Metazoa; Chordata; Lepidosauria; Squamata; Elapidae
Gene: ERN2
Product: endoplasmic reticulum to nucleus signaling 2
Biological process (GO): IRE1-mediated unfolded protein response; intrinsic apoptotic signaling pathway in response to endoplasmic reticulum stress; protein phosphorylation
Cellular component (GO): IRE1-TRAF2-ASK1 complex
Molecular function (GO): ATP binding; protein serine/threonine kinase activity; RNA endonuclease activity
Source: RefSeq, a predicted model, not a curated record
UCUGGACCAGACACACCCAAUUCCUGCCAUUAUUCUUCACUUACAGAAGAAGGGAAUGAGAAGCUGCCCACUGGGCCAAUGGAGGGCCUCCAGGUUUGGGCACAGAAUCCCGUAGUCUCGAGGGAUCUAGAAUAUCCCCGGAGGGGUUGAUCCUGAGCCAUUAAAGACAGUCGAGAGAGUUUCCUGGUUACUUCUUGAUUGUUGGGAGCUUCAUUCUAGAGACGAUGCUAAAGGCAAAAGGGAAUCAUUGGCUCCCUGCUUGUACUGCAUUGUCCGAAUAGAGGCUCUUGCUUAGAAGAGGCAUCCUGAAGGCCUGGAAUCCUGAAGGCUGAGGAUGGGCUGCCUAGUCCGAGGGGCAUUGGUGUGGCUACUACACCGAUAGCUGUUGGCACAAGAGGUCAUACGUGUUCCAAGCAUCUUGCGCCAAAAUGCAACAUGGGAUCAGCUCUUGCAGAUGUUGCCUUGACGAUUCCAGUCUGGUUUGUGAAGGGUGAUCCUUAGCCAAGUGUGUGUGUGGAUCUCUCUCUCUCUCUUAUGUUUCUGGUAGAAGCUGCCUUUCACCAUCCCAGAGCUGGUGCAGUCUUCUCCGUGCCGCAGCUCAGAUGGCGUGAUCUACACAGGGAAAAAGGAGGACUCCUGGUUUCUGGUGGAUCCGGCCUCAGGAGAGAAGCACAGCGUGCUGUCGCCACAGGCCUGGGAGGGGCUGCACCCCACAAGCCCCCUGCUGUUCAUCGGACGCAGCAAGUAUGUCAUCACCAUGUACGACACCAAGACCCGGGAGCUGCAGUGGAAUGCCACCUACCUGGACUACUCCGCUCCUGUCCGUGAGCGGGACUUGGACUAUAACUUGGCCCAUUUUGCCUCAAGCGGAGAUGGUUGGCUGGUGACGGUGGGCAAGGAGAGUGGAGAGGUGCUCUGGGUGCAGGACUAUGGAUCCCCCGUGGUGGGCGUCUACAGCUGGCACCAGGACAGCCUGCGUCGGGCACCCCACCUCAGCGUAGCCAUGGAGAGCCUGCGCUACCUCAUCCUGCAUGCUCAGAAGAUCCCCCUCCUCAACUGGACCUUUCGGACUGGCAAGGACUUUGCGGCCAAGACCCCUUUGCUCACAACCCUGUAUGUGGGCAAGCAUGCCGGGGGGUUCUACGCGUUGACAUCCUUGGUGCAUGAAGGCAUGGCCCUGGUGCCCCAGGGGGUGGCUCUGGCCCAGGGCAGCGGUCCCAUCACACGUGGGGUGACGCUCCAAAGGUCUGGUGAGUGCAAGAUCACACCCAGCACGGGCAUCCAGUACCCGCCGGGCACCAUCUUCCUCCCACACAGCCAGUGGCUACUGAUCGGUCAUCAUGAGAUGCCCCCGCUAGUCCACACCACCAUGCUGAGGGCCCCUCCCAGCAGCCUGCGGAGGAACCCAGAGGUUGCCGCACCACACAGCUCCCGUGCUCACAGCCUCUUCGGAGAGUUCCUGACCCCCGAGGGCCCGCAGGAGGAUCUGGCUGAGGGUCGGCCCUGCGGGGAUCAUGCCGGGAAGGAGGCCCCAGUGGAAGUGGAUCCCUCGUUUGGCAGCUGGGAGCUCGUGGUGGUGGGCGUGGCUUCCAUCUGUUGGGGCGGGGGGCUCCUCUGCCUCCUGCUCUGGAGGGCUCCUCUUGAGCGCAACUCCAGCCAGCCGCCGCCUGCAGCCUCUCCCCAGUUCCCAAGGACGACGCCUGAAGGGUCCCUGGAGCUGCACCAGGGGGCAGAGCUGCCCGCCCCCUCCGCCUCAGCGGAUGAAGCCCCCCUCCAGAGCCCUGAUCCAGAAGUGGUCACUGUGGGGAAGCUCUCCUUCAGACCCCAGGAGGUGCUGGGCCGGGGGGCCGGGGGCACCUUUGUGUUCCGAGGCCACUUCGAUGGGCGCGACGUGGCUGUGAAGCGUUUGCUUCCGGAAAGCGUCCGCUUGGUGGACCGGGAGGUGCAGCUGCUGCGAGAAUCGGACGCGCAUCCCAAUGUGGUGCGCUAUUUCUGCACAGAGGCCGAUGGGCAGUUCCACUACAUCGCCCUGGAGCUGUGCUCUGCCACCCUGCAGCAGUAUGUGGAGAGCUCCGUCUUCCCGGGAAAGGGCAUGGAUGCGCUCUCCCUGCUGACCCAGACCAUGUCCGGACUGGCCCAUCUGCACUCGCUCAGCAUAGCUCAUCGUGACCUGAAGCCCUGCAACAUCCUGAUCUCGGCCCCCGACGGGCAAGGGAGGGUCCGAGCGGUCAUCUCCGACUUUGGCCUGUGCAAGAAGCUGCAGAGGGGGCAUCAGAGCUUCAGCCUCGGCUCGGGCAUCCCUGGCACGGAGGGGUGGAUUGCGCCCGAGAUGCUCAGGGAGGACGCACAGGAGAGCCCAACCUGCGGGGUGGACAUCUUCUCCGCCGGCUGCAUCUUCUACUACGUCCUGUCCCGCGGGCAGCAUCCCUUUGGGCACAGCUUCCAUCGCCAGGCCAAUAUUCUGGCGGGCACCUACCAACUACUGAAGCUCCAGCAGGACACUCACAGCCACCUAGUAGGGCGGGACCUGAUAGAAGCCAUGAUCAGCAGUGACCCCCGCCUGCGCCCCUCGGCCGCACAGGUGCUCCAGCACCCCUUCUUCUGGGGCCCUGAGAAGCAGCUGCAGUUCUUCCAGGACGUCAGUGACCGCCUUGAAAAGGAGCCGGCAGACGGGCCCCUGGUCAGCACCCUGGAGGCCGGGAGCCUGGCGGUGGGGCGCGGGAACUGGCAGCUGCGCCUUUCUGCCCCACUGCAGGCAGACCUCAGGAAGUUCCGGAGAUACCAGGGCACCUCCGUCCGUGACCUGCUGCGCGCCAUGAGGAACAAGAAGCAUCACUACUACGAACUGCCCAGCAACGUCCAGGAGGCCCUGGGCAGCCUCCCCCACGGAUUCGUCCAGUACUUCCUGGACCGUUUUCCCUGCCUGCUGCUGCACACUCACCGGGCCAUGCGCCUGUGCGCUGCCGAGCGGCUCUUCCAGAGAUACUACUGCCAGGGGGAGUGAGCACCUUGCCACAAGAAAGGACGCUCGCCAGCCCCCGCCUUCCGACACCUGUCAGCCUGCCUGCCCUGCUCUGGAGGGGCCAACCAGCACAGGGCAUCCACGCCCCGUCUGCUCCCUGGGGAGAGGUGUUCGUGCGGGGCCCAAGCUAAUCCCUGGGGCUUCCGGGAGGCCUCAGGCAGAGGAGGAGCGGGAGGGGCGGGGUAGGUGGGGG